UUUAUAGCUGUGGCAAAUUCCUAGGAGUCCCACUUCAUACUCGAUAAGAGAUCCAUGGCCCUUCAUAACCACUACUAUUCCACUAGUCAGGCGAUUGUUCUCGGAGUGGCAAAGAUGGGAAGCUUGAAGCCGCUCACCGCUCUCGUCCUCGGAGUUCUCAGUGGGUCUUGGGCAUUUCAAUGCCCUGAUGCUGGGCAGUAUCCUCAUGAGGUGUACUGCAACAUUUACCAUUCUUGCACGGGAGCAGGGAUGACAGGGGAAGAGACUGAAUGCCAGCACGACUGUCUCUUCAACACCGUAACACAGUCCUGUGACAAGCCGGAGGUUGUAGACUGUCAAGAUCGAAGCAUUCGUAGUCCAGAUACGACUCAAGAUUUCGAGUGCCCGAUGGAAGAGGGAACAUUUGCCCACGAAACAUACUGCUACCUCUACUAUGUCUGCAUCGAAUACCACCACACCCUCUUGGAAUGCUUUGGAGACAACCUUUUCGAUGACGUCAAGAAAACAUGCGAGAAUCCAGAAAUAGUCGAUUGCGGGGAUCGCCUUCCUAGACCGACAACACCCCAGGAAACUUCAAGUACGUCGACAACAGAAACGACAGAGACGACAACAGAAUCGCCCACGACGACGGAAUCGCCUACGACGACGGAUUCGCCCACGACGACGGAAUCGCUCGCGACGACAGGAACAGGUGAUUUCGAAUGUCCAGAGGACAACGGGUUCUUUCCGGACCCAGAGAGCUGCGAGUCGUACUAUGAGUGCGUCAACGGCGAAGCAUUCCACUUCAACUGUUCUGAUGGAACCUGGUGGAAUCCCAAUCUUGACACAUGUGAUUUCCCUGAUGAUUUUUGCACUCCAUCGAAUGCCAAUUUCCGAACGGAUCGACAACUGGCGAAGAAAGGCGGGCAUCAUCCGCUGGCCUUCCGAGUACAUCCACAGCGAUCACAGCCAGUUCAUCGAUUUGCCAUCCUCAGAGCUGAACAGAGCAAGAAGUCUCCCAAUGCAGCCUCAGCAGAUCAGACUGUAAAGAAGUCAAUAGCACAAGUGCGUCACCGAGGCGAGUUUCCUCGUGUCUUCAAAAAUGGUGCGGGACCUCUCAACGAAUACUUGAAGAAGAACGAAGCGGCCCAGGUCAGACGACAGCAGGAACCCCACUUUGAAUCGGAGAAGCUCUUGGAAAAUCAUAAAACCCAGGAUGAAGCCCAGGAGCUAGAGAAGCAAAAGAUCUCUCAGCAGGGAAAGCAGUUCGCGGAAGGCCACAAGGUCACUCUCACGCAGCAGAGAAAGAUUGAUGUCUCUCAGAAGGCCGGACACGAACGAAAGCAACUGCUGAAGCCAAGAGUUCCCAAGCUAUCCAUUCACAUCCGCAAUAGUGGAAGGCCUGAAAUACGUAGGCUGAACCCGAUCUUGUCGCAGAAGGUGCAUAUUGUGCAAUAA
Darwinula stevensoni is the source of this 1437-nucleotide messenger RNA. The record is from the annotation of a GenBank genome assembly. Lineage: Eukaryota; Metazoa; Arthropoda; Ostracoda; Podocopida; Darwinulidae.